Molecule: messenger RNA, 564 nt
Organism: Medicago truncatula (barrel medic)
Lineage: Eukaryota; Viridiplantae; Streptophyta; Magnoliopsida; Fabales; Fabaceae
Exons: 1
Coding region: 65-310 (81 amino acids)
Source: RefSeq, a predicted model, not a curated record
GAAAGUAAGCUUUCAAAAUUCAUAUAUUCAUUACUUUUAAACAGCAAAAAAAAAAAAAAAAACGAUGGCUGGACCUAACGAUCUUCUGGCAAGUGCAAAGGAUGCAGCAGCUUCAGCACAGAAAACUGUAGGAAAUGCUGCUUCUGGUGCCCAGAAAACUUUGGGAAAUGCUGCAGCUGGAGUUCAUAAGACUGUAGGAGAUUAUGCUACCACGGCUGCUAAUUAUGUAAAACCCAAACCAGAUCCUAUUGGCAAAACCAAAGGUGCGGUUGAUGGUGCUGCAAAGUCUGUUGGAGGCUUAUUUAAAUGAACAAUAUCGUUGAUUUCACUUUACCAAGUUUGAUUAAUUAAUAAGGACACUAAACUUGCCAUCCCUUUUAAGAGUAUUGUGUAUAAGUUAGCACUGUGUAUCUUAUCAUAUAAUCUAUAGGAUAGGAUAUACUAAGUUGGAUCCAAUAUGUAAGGUAACAGAGUUAUGCUCUUUACUUUACUGAUCCUGCCUCUGUUUAUAUUUUUCUUAAUUCUGUUGCAUAUAUAUUAUUCAAUUCUGUUUCCUUUCUCGUA